Clonostachys rhizophaga is the source of this 20775-nucleotide messenger RNA. NCBI's taxonomy places the organism in Eukaryota, Fungi, Ascomycota, Sordariomycetes, Hypocreales, Bionectriaceae. The record is from the annotation of a GenBank genome assembly.
AUGGCUCACAGCGAUGAGAGAAUAUGGUCCUGGAAUAGCCAAGUUCCGCCUGCCGUCUACAAAUGCAUGCACACCAUUAUAGAGGAGCAGGUGGCUAUACAGCCUAAUAAACAAGCCGUGUUUGCGUGGGAUGGGAGCUUUACCUAUGCUGAGCUGGAUACCCUAGCCACACAGCUGGCAUGCCAUCUGGCUAGCCUGGGUGUUGGUUCGGGGACUAUGGUUCCCUUGUGCUUCGAGAAGUCCCGGUGGACGAUAGUAGCUAUGCUUGCAGUUCUCAAGGCCGGAGGAGCGUUUGUGCCCCUGGAUCCAUCCCAGGCCGUGGAUCGCCAGAAGGCGGUUCUAUCACAGUUGGGGAGUCUUGUUGCAGUAACAUCUCUGCAGCAUUCCGGGUUUCUCACUCAACAUGGGUACACCGUUGUACCAAUCGGAUCGGGGAGCAUAGAAAAUCUUCCCAAGUCUACAACAUCGACUUUAUCAGUACAUUCCGACCCAUCAUCGCCAGCAUAUGUACUUUUUACCUCAGGUAGUACUGGGCAGCCCAAAGGCGUGAUUUUGGAUCAUUCUGCUGCUAGUUCCAGCUGUAUGUAUAAUGGCUCGCAUAUCCGAUUUAAUUCUGAAUCUCGCGUACUUCAGUUUUCGGCUUAUACAUUUGACGUGAGCGUCCUAGAGAUCUUUAUUGCGCUGUUCUACGGUGGGUGUAUAUGCGUCCCAUCUGACGCCGAUCGCCUGGAUAGGCUGGAGAGGACAAUUGAUGCUAUGAAAGCCGAUAUCGCGAUACUGACCCCUACUGUCAGCCAACUGCUCAAUCCAAAGCAGGUCCAGUCGCUAAAGACUCUUAUCUUGGCUGGCGAAAAGGCUACAGACGAGGAUUUUGCCCGCUGGCAGCCUAGUGUAAGGGGAAUCAAUGGAUAUGGACCGACGGAAGUCACAAUGUGCUCAUUGAAUGUCUUCGGUAACGUUUGGGCUGACGGCAGCUGUAUCGGUAAGCCAGUAGGAGCAGUAUUCUGGGUUGUCGAACUAGAAGAUCACAACCAGCUGGCGCCGAUAGGAGAAAUUGGUGAGCUUCUGGUUGAGGGCCCUGUUCUCUGCCGAGGAUAUUUACGUGAUCCGGAGAAGACGGCAGCAGCCUUCAUCGAAAAUCCUCCAUGGCUCGUCCAAGGUGGGCCCGGCCACAAGGGCCGGCAAGGUCGGCUCUAUAAGACAGGCGAUCUGGUUCGGUACAAUAAGGAAGAUGGCAGUCUGGUCUUUAUAGGCCGGAAGGAUACGCAAGUCAAGAUCCAUGGACGGCGAGUGGAGCUUGGCGAGAUCGAACAUCAUGUGCGGAGUUGCAUUCCGGGAGCACGACAUGUGGUUGCCGAGAUGAUCCUGCCCGGCGGGGGGGGCCCAAGCCCCAUCAUCGCAACUUUCGUGGCCCUGGAUGGCCACGAUGGGCCAGUCCAUACGCAGGCGGAAGAGGUCCGUGUCAUGCCACUACCGGCAGGGGUUGAGGAGAUGCUGCUGGAGCGGCUCCCAGCGUAUAUGCAGCCGGCGGUUUACUUUGCCCUUCAGAGCCUACCGAUGAGCACAUCGGGUAAAGCUGACCGGCGGCGGUUACGUGAGAUCGGGACCAGCUUCUCGGCACAGCAGCUGGCAGACUUACAUAGAGGCACUAGCCAAGGAAGGCGACCAGUAACCACAGAUGCCGAGCGGCAGAUGCAGCGGAUCUGGGCGAGCGUCCUCGGCAUUCCAACGAGCGCUAUUAGUGCUGAUGAUAGCUUCUUUCAGCUUCGCGGAGACUCGUACACAGCUAUGAAGUUGGUCGCUCUUGCUCGCCACGAAGGCCUUUCUCUGUCUGUUGCCGAUGUCUUCCGCCAACCCCAUCUGGCGGCUCUCGUGGAUGUUGUGUGUAGAGAGAAUGCGAUUCCACCAGAAGAGGCCAUCGGUGCAUUCUCCCUGUUGAAGGUAACAGAAAGGAAGGACGAAGUUCGUGCUUGUAUUGCUCGCCUCUGCAACAUUGCCCCCGAGCUGGUUGAGGAUGCGUAUCCUUGCACUCCUCUACAGGAGGGGCUUCUCUCCUUGACACUGAAGACGCCCGUGACAUAUGUCGGCAGGAUCCUGUUCGACUUGCCCCAGCACAUCAACUUAUUCAAAUUCCGCCGCGCCUGGCAGCAGGCGGCAAAGAAACUACCUAUACUGCGAACAAGGGUCGUAUAUGACUCCCAACUGGGUCUGGUACAGAUCGUCAUCCAGGAGGAUAUCCAGUGGCAGAGCGGAAUCGGCCUCGACCAAUACAUAGAUCAAGAUCAGUCGAAGCAUAUGGGACUCGGCCUCCCGUUGGCUCGGUAUGCCAUUAUCACCGAACAUGACAACAAAGAUGGACCCGGAGGUAUCCGGUUUGUCUGGACCUUGCAUCAUUCCCUGUACGACGGACACUCGCUGAGCCGGAUGAUCGAGCUCGUAGCAAGCAUAUACAAUGGUAUACCGCCAGACAGGCCAUUCAAGGACUUUAAAUUAUUUUCUAGAUACCUCUCUCGUGUAGAUACCGAGGCUGUCGGGAGAUACUGGCAGUCGGCGUUCAAGGGCUACAGCUCAGUACCAGUCCUUGCGAGUUGCCUAUCAGAUAAUCCGCGAGUGAAUACUAUGGUGCACCAUGAGUUCACUGUUCCACCAAUCACCGAGUCUAAUAUAACCACGGCUACACUCAUACGAGCGGCCUGGGCAUUGGCGGUUGCUGGCUGGCGCGGCUCAAUGGAUGUUGUAUUCGGGGCCACAGUAUCCGGUCGCAAUGCAGCCCUGGUAGGGGUUGACGAGAUUAUAGGACCAACCAUUGCUACGGUGCCUGUCCGAGUUCAAGUGGGCGAUACGCAGACAGUAUCCGACUAUCUACGACAGAUACAAACCCAAGCCAUCGACAUGAUCCCUUAUGAACACACGGGGUUACAUCAAAUCCAGCAGAUGAGUGAGGAGGCCCAUUUGGCAUGUCAAUUCGAAACGCUUCUUGUAGUUCAGCCGCCGGAAGAGGCAGGAACAAGUCUGUCGACAACGUUUGGGCGAUGGAAGGAGGACAAUGCUGGUGGAGCGGCCUUCGCCACAUACGCCUUCAACUUGACCUGCCAGCUUGACGGAGACGCCGUCAACUUGGAAGCUGUGUUCGACGCGUCUCAGCUAAGCGAGCAGGUUGCUACCGGACUACUGGAGCGGCUAGGUCGUAUAUCGAGCCAGUUGGCACUCGCUACAGGCGGCAAGCUAGUUACAGAUAUUGAUAUCCUCUCAACGGCCAACAGUGAGCGCAUAUGGACCUGGAAUGGCCAGAUUCCAACAACUAUCGAUAAGUGUAUACACACUAUCGUAGAGGAACAGGCGGCUUUGCAGUCCGCGAAGCAAGCUGUAUGUGCUUGGGACGGGUAUUUCACUUAUUCUGAGUUGGAUACUCUCGCGACCCAGCUCGCAUAUCAUCUAGUCAGCGAGGGCGUUGGUCCUGGAGUGAUAGUACCCUUAUGCUUUGAGAAAUCUAGAUGGGCUGUAGUGGCUGUUCUUGCAGUGCUCAAAACCGGAGGGGCCUUUGUUCCGCUUGACCCAUCGCAGGCCGUGGAUCGCCAGAGGAGAGUCCUGUCACAGAUAGGAUUAUGUGGUCUUGUGGCAGUAACGUCUUUACAGUAUUCCGGGUUACUCGCCCAACAUGGAUGUACCACUAUAUCAAUUGGACCAGAUACAAUAUCACAACUAUCGGCAUCAACAAAAUCAACAGUCUCUUUGCAAGACGUCGAUCCAUCUUCGCCGGCGCUGGUUCUGUUCACUUCAGGCAGUACUGGCGAGCCAAAAGGUGUAGUCUUGGAUCACUCUGCUGUCAGCUCGAGCUGUAUCUACAACGGGGCCUGGCUCCAGGUUAAUACAGAAUCACGUAUAUUACAGUUCUCAGCAUUUACAUUUGAUAUCAGCGUUUUAGAUAUAUUCAUUAGCCUCUUCUAUGGCGGAUGCAUAUGCAUUCCAUCAGAGGCUGAAAGGCUGAACCAGCUAGAAACAAGCAUCAAUAGCCUAGAGGCUAACCUCGCAAUCUUGACGCCUACUGUUAGCAGAUUACUUGAUCCAAAGCAAGUGCAGCUACGUACCCUCGUCUUGGUUGGCGAGAAGGGCAAAGAUGAAGAUUUUGCUCGGUGGGGGACAACUACAAGAGCCAUCAACGGAUACGGGCCCACGGAGUGUUCACUGUGCUCGGCGAAUCUCUUCAACGGGGCCAAUGGUAACUGUAUUGGCAAGCCAAUAGGUUCAGUAUUCUGGGUGGUCAUGCCCGGUAAUUGCAACCAGCUGGUGCCACUCGGAUCAGUUGGUGAACUUCUAGUUGAGGGCCCUAUGCUUAGCCGUGGUUAUCUAGGAGACCCGGGUAAAACAGCAGCAGCCUUUAUCGAGGACCCUUCAUGGCUUCUCCGAGGCGGCCCUGGGAACAAGGGUCAGCGGGGACGACGAGGUCGGCUCUAUAAGACAGGUGACCUGGUGCGGUAUAAUAAUGAUGGUAAUCUAUUGUUUGUAGGCCGGAAGGAUACCCAGGUUAAAAUCCACGGUCAACGGGUCGAACUUGGAGAGAUUGAGAACCAUCUCUUGACCUGUAUUGCAGAGGUGUAUCAGGUGGUGGCUGAGGUGAUCAUACCGGCAGGUGAGGACUCGAGCCCAAUGCUUGCUGCCUUCCUGGUAAUGCAGGACGGUGCUCAGAGGCAAGUUUCAGAACACGAAUGCCGGGUAUUCGCAACAACCCCGGCGGACGAGGAAAAGUUGCUAGAGCGGCUUCCGGCGUAUAUGAUACCGGCGGUCUACUUUGUCCUCGAUCAACUUCCGAUGAGCAGUUCCGGCAAGACGGCUCGACGCCGGUUGCGCGAGAUCGGCGCCAGCUUCUCAGUACAGCAGCUAGCCAACUUCCGCAGAGACCAAAAGAAGCGAGCAGUAUCGACUGAUGCUGAGCGACAGAUGCAGCAGAUAUGGUCCCAGGUGCUUGGCAUUGGAGUGGAGGAUAUCAGUGUGGAUGAUAGCUUUUUUCGACUUGGAGGUGACUCAGUCGCAGCCAUCAAGGUGGUUACGCAAGCCCGGUCUAAAGGGUUGUCCCUCUCGGUCGCAGACAUAUUCCGUACUCCUCGCCUCGCUGCCCUAUGUGCCGUAGGUAGUGGCACACUGCAGACCUUACAGCAGACGUUUAGCCCCUUUUCAUUGCUUGAAGGUUUCACGGAUGCAUGCCGUGGGCGUCUUGCUCGCCUGUGUGAAGUUGAGCCCGAGUCUAUCCAAGAUGCGUAUCCCUGCACACCUCUCCAAGAGGGGCUCUUCGCCUUGACGUUGAAGUCGUCUGGUGACUACAUCAUGCGAAGUAUACAGCAACUGGCACCAGGGGUUGACAACGCCCGAUUCCAGAGUGCCUGGUGCGAGGUGAGCCGUCGUCUACCUAUUCUCCGCACACGGAUCGCUCCGGAUAGCAAAUACGGCAUUCUACAGAUCGUUUCAGCACACAAGGUAGCGUGGUCUGAGGGGGCUGACUUGCGGCAAUAUGUGAGCCAGGACAUCUCGACGCCAAUGGAUUCCGGUCAGCCCCUCGUUCGCUUUGCCCUGAUCACUGAUGCACAGAGUCAAGUCACCUCGUUUGUAUUGACCCUGCACCAUGCGGUGUAUGACGGCCUUGUCCUGGCACAGAUGCGGGACCUGGCUAGAAGCAUCUACUGCGACUUACCUGCAUCGACCUUGUAUGACUUUAGGUCCUUUGUGGCGUACGUAACUGGUAUUGAUCCUGACAUGUCCCACGCAUAUUGGAGAGAUGCAUUGGCCGACUAUGAUGGCCAGCCAUUCCCGCCACCAUCCCACGUAUUGGAGCCGACAGGAGCACAUGGUGCCGUGGAGAGCAAGUGUGUGCUGCCCGACAGGAUGGAAUCAGACAUUACGAUAGCCACCCUGAUAAGAGCAGCUUGGGCCGUUGCAGCUUGCGUGGUCGGCGGCAGUAAAGAUGUGCUCUUUGGCACCACUCUUUCAGGCCGCAACGCCCCUAUUACCGGGAUCGAGGCGAUAGCCGGUCCUACUAUUGCCACUGUGCCGGUGCGCAUCCAGGUCCGGGCAGAGCAAACUGUCUCGGCAUAUCUCAGACAAGUGCAAGACCAAUUCCUCGACAUGAUCCCACAUGAGCAGACAGGGUUACAGUACAUUCAGGGGUUAAGCCCAGAAGCGCGCCAGGCGUGCCAGUUCCAGACUCUCCUAGUUAUUCAACAACCAGGGGAGUCCCGCCAGACAGUCCCAGAUGAACUAGGGGCCUGGCGUGAGUACGUGGAGAAGGAGGUAUUCUCUAGUUACCAACUCAAUAUCACGUGUUUCCAAGAGGACGGACAGGUUAUGUUGGAGGCAACAUUCGAUAAAGACCACUUAAGUGAGUGGAUGGUUUCAUCCUUGCUAGAACGGCUGGGUAGUAUUAUUCAGCAACUAGCAUUAGCCAACGACGCCCAACAAGUGGGUGGACUUGAUACGCUCUCAACGGCGGAGUAUGAACAAAUCUGGAGAUGGAACGGAAAUUUGCCUGAGACUGUCGAUAAGUGUGUGCACAAUUUGAUAGAGGAGCAGGUCUCACUGCAGCCUGACGCGGUAGCUGUAUACGCAUGGGACGGAGAACUUACAUACAAGGACUUGGAUGACUAUGCUACCUACCUAUCGCACCACCUAGCCAGCUCAGGCAUUACUACGGGAACUAUAGUGCCUUUGUGCUUCGAAAAGUCACGGUUCACUGCUGUGGCGAUGCUGGCAGUACUCAAGGCGGGCUGUGCCUUUGUCCUCCUGGACCCAUCACAACCGGUGCAUCGUUGGCGCUCCAUCACUCAAAAGACCAAUGCAGCACUUAUCGUCUGCUCUGAAAAUCAGGCCAGUAGAUGCUCUGAGCUUGCGCCGACGAUUCUGGUUAUUGGGGCUCGAUACUUCUCUACAGCCUCGAAGACCUUGGCCGGUACUCUAUCAAGAGACCCGCAGUCAACCAUGUAUGUCGUCUUCACUUCCGGCAGUACUGGAGAGCCCAAAGGCGUUGUCAUCCAACAUGCGGCGUUUGCGUCAGCUAUUUUCCAUCAGUCGUUGGCUAUGGGAUAUAGACAGUCGGUGCGGGUGUACGACUUUGCUUCUUACGCCUUUGACCUGUCUAUUGAGUCGGCAAUGAUGACCCUAGCAACCGGCGGAUGUCUAUGUGUGCCAUCCGACGAUGAAAGAAGGGAUGAUCUAACAGGGUCACUACUGUCCAUGUCAGCCGAGUUGGUCGAGCUUACUCCUACCGUUGCACGGACAUUAGAGCGGAGUCUAUUAACGGGACUCCAGACUCUUGUUCUCGGAGGUGAACAAGUCCUGCCAACUGAUUUCGAAGGCUGGUCGCCCUGCAUACGCGUCAUAAACACAUAUGGACCUGCCGAAUGCACACCUACGAGCGUUAUCAAUCGUGCCGAGGGUACAGGUAUUGGCACGGGCGCGGGUGCCGUGACAUGGGUGGUACAGGAUGGUGAUAGCAAUCGGCUGAUGCCCAUCGGUGCUGUGGGUGAGCUUCUACUAGAGGGCCCUAUACUAGGCCGUGGAUAUCUGGGAGACCCGGAGAAGACAGAGAGAGCCUUCAUAGAGGACCCCCCAUGGCUCCGUCGUGGUGGUGCUGGGCAUAUGGGCCGGAGGGGACGGCUAUACAAGACUGGCGAUAUGGUUCGGUAUAAUGAGGACGGCAGCCUACUAUUCGUAGGACGGAAGGAUUCGCAGGUCAAGAUCCGCGGACAGCGGGUUGAGCUCGGCGAGGCUGAAUAUCAUAUUUGCGCCUUGAUGGGAAUACAGCAGGUGGUAGUCGAGAUAAUCACACCACAGGGCAAGGGCGCGAGCUCGAUGCUCGCAGCCUUUAUGGCCAUGCCAGAUGACACGCAGGCAGAAGUCCGUGUGAUCGCAGUGUCGACAGCGGUCGAGGACGCACUAUUGCAGAGGCUACCGGCCUAUAUGCAGCCGUCGGUCUACUUUGUUUUACAGAGCCUCCCGAUGAAUACAUCAGGCAAGGCUGAUCGGCAACGGCUGCGUGAUAUCGGUGCUGGCUUCUCGACGCAGGAGCUAGCACACUUGCGGAGAGGCUCUGAGUAUAGGAAACAAGAAGUGUCAAAUGACGCUGAGCGUCAGAUGCAGGACAUCUGGGCCCGGGUCCUUGAUCUUGAUGCAGAUACUAUUAGUGCCAACGAUAGUUUCUUCCGGUUGGGAGGUGACUCAGUUACAGCUAUGAAGUUGGUUGCUCAAGCCCGUUACGAAGGACUUUCUCUUUCUGUCGCGGAUAUCUUUCAUAAUCCACGACUAUCCGAGCUGUCUCAGGUAGCUACAUCUCGUGAGAUUGGUAACACGGAACAAGACGCGCUGGAUCCCUUCUGCCUUCUGGGACACAUUGUCGAUACUUCGGGUUUCCUUAAGCGCACAGGAGCCGCCUGUGAACUUGAUCCCGAGUUGAUUGAAGAUGCGUAUCCUUGCACGCCACUCCAAGAAGGCCUGUUAGCAUUAACGUCUAAGACAAGGGGAUCCUAUACCGCCAGGCUCGUGCUUGAACUAUCAGCACACGCAGACGUGCAACGCUUCCGUCACGCCUGCGAGCAGAUGGCACGACAACUGCCGAUAUUACGGACGCGUAUCAUCCCUGAUUCAGAAUUCGGAUUGAUUCAAGUAGUCACGAAUGAGCAGAUCCACUGGCGUCGCAGUCACAGUCUAGAUGAGUAUCUUGUCAAAGAUUCCGCAGAGUCCAUGGUUCUUGGGAAACCACUAGCUCGUUAUGCCGUGGUCGAAGAGGAGUCAGCGGAUGUGUUAAGGAAGUCCUACUUCAUCUGGACACUACAUCACGCAUUGUAUGAUGGUCAGACUUUGAACCGGAUGAUGAAGCUCAUGGAAUGUAUCUAUCGCGGUGUGCCGCAGAUAGAUCAUUGGAGGAAUUUCAGAUACUUUGUCCAAUAUCUGAGGCGUACAAAAACCCCAGAUGUCAGUGAAUUCUGGCAAGUUGCGCUUGAGGGCUAUGAACCUGUUCGCUUCCUGGCGUCAUCAGCUACUGAAACCAUUGCUGACUCCAUAUUCCAACAUUCGUUUCAAGUGCCGUCGAUCACUCAAGCCGACAUCACUAUAGCUACCUUGAUCAACGCCGCCUGGGCACUAACAAUCGCCGCAUACAGUGGCUCAUCCGAUGUUGUGUUUGGGACUACAGUGUCUGGGCGAAGCGCAGAUGUCCUCGGCAUCGAUGAAAUUGCCGGGCCAACGAUCGCUACUGUCCCAGUUCGCAUCAAGCUGCUAUCCACGCAAGAGGUUUCAGAAUUCUUACGCGAGGUACAGAACCAAUCUAUCGACAUGAUUCCUCACCAACAGGCAGGGCUUCAUUUCAUUCAGAAACUGUCCCCGAAUGCCUAUGAAGCCUGCCAGUUUGAAACACUGCUCAUCAUAGAGCCACUGGCCAAGGGUAGAAUCCCAGAAGCGGCAACAGAGGGAUCAGACAUCGGUACUUGGAGAGACGUAGACGAAGGGGCCGAGCAAGCGUUCGCAACAUACACUUUUAACUUGACCUGUCUUCUAGAUGGGAAUCAACUAGGGCUGGAAGCUGUCUUUGACUCUGGCAAGAUAGGUGGGCAGCUCGCAGAAGCAUUGGUACACCAUUUCUGCGGAGUAAUGAGCCAGCUUGCACUCGUUGGCGACAACCGGACAGUGGCCGAGUUAGAAAUGUUGUCUGACACAGAUUCUCGACGCUUGUGGAAUUGGAACGGGUUGGUUCCAGUAGCACUGGAGAGAUGCGUGCAUAGCCUUUUCGAGGAACAGGCAGCAAUGCAUUCUGAUAAGACAGCCAUACAGGCAUGGGAUGGCGAAUUGACCUAUCAGCAACUUGAUGAUCUCUCAACUCAGUUGUCGAACCAUCUAACUAGUCUGGGUGUCAAUCAAAAGGUGAUAGUGCCGCUAUGCUUUGAGAAGUCCCGGUGGACGGUGGUGGCAAUGCUCGGAGUCCUAAAGGCCGGCGGCGCCUUUGUUUUACUUGACCCAUUGCAGCCUAUAUCUCGGCUCAAGGCGAUAAUCCAGAGAACCUAUACCAAGCUGAUGCUCUGUUCCGACGCCGAGGCAGUAAGGUAUCGUCGUCUUGUACCGCUCGCAUUUGCUAUUGGAGAAGACUUUUUCUCGACCUUGGCCCGGCAAACCCCGGCAGCUCGAUACGCGGCUGACCCAUCAUCGCCAAUGUAUAUUGUGUUUACAUCUGGAAGCACAGGAGAGCCGAAAGGUGUGGUUAUUCCGCACAUAGCCUUCGCAUCACAUGUCCUCCAUCAGGCAACAUACCUUGGGUAUAGGCCUUCUAUACGGGUGUUUGAUUUUGCAUCCUAUACCUUUGAUGUCUCCAUCGAUAAUGUGUUUAUGACAUUACUAUCAGGUGGAUGUAUUUGCAUACCAUCAGAAUACGACCGCCGAAACAACCUUACAGAGGUUUUGACGUCUAUGUCUAUUGAUCUAGUUGAGUUGACGCCUUCUGUCGCUGCUACUGUGGACCAAUCAACAAUGCAUCUUGAGACCUUGAUUUUUGGAGGAGAGGCCUUACGUCAAGCUGAUGUAGAUCCUUGGCCGGAGGAGACUCGUGUUAUAAACACAUAUGGGCCUUCUGAGUGUACUCCCACAAGCGUCAUCAACUUCAAACACCGCAACCGUGCUGAGGCUACGAGCAUCGGUACUGGCGCGGGUGCCGUAACGUGGGUAGCCAAUAUGAGUGAUAGUUCUCGGCUAAUGCCUAUCGGAGCUGUUGGAGAGCUUCUUCUUGAGGGCCCUGUAGUAGGAAGCGGGUAUCUAGAUGAUCCGGAGAAGUCCGAGGCAGCUUUUAUCAAGGAUCCGCCGUGGCUCGUCCAAGGCGGCCCAGAUGGUCAUAAAGGCCGCCGAGGCCGGCUCUACAAGACAGGAGAUUUGGUGCGCUAUAAAAACGACGGCAGCCUUAUAUUUGUAGGGCGAAAGGACACACAGAUCAAAAUACGCGGGCAGCGAGUGGAGCUUGGCGAGGUUGAACACCACGUCUAUACUUGCAUGACCGGAGCGCAGCAGGUGACGGCCGAAGUGAUUAUACCUCGCGGAGGAGGGACCACAAGCCCAAUGCUUGCGGCCUUUAUAGUGAUGGAUGGCCAGGCUGCGCCGGGCGAUAGAGACUCGGAAAUGCGCGUGAUCACAGUGCCGGCGGCGGUCGAGGAGGCACUGAUGCGACAACUGCCGGCCUACAUGCAGCCAUCGGUUUUUUUUGCCAUGCAGAGCCUCCCGACAACUACAUCAGGCAAGGUUGAUCGGCGACGCCUGCGUGAGCUCGGAUCUAGCCUUUCACUCCAGGAGCUGGUGGAGAUGCGGAGAGACCAAGAGAAGCGAGCUAUAUCUACUGAUACUGAGCGACAGAUGCAGAAGAUCUGGGCACGCGUACUUGGGAUUGAUAAUACUAAUAGUAUUUGUGCUACUGAUAACUUCUUCCGGCUUGGCGGUGAUUCAGUCACAGCUAUGAAGCUAGUGGCUCAAGCCCGCCGUGACGGGCUCGUCUUUUCAGUAGCUGACAUCUUCCGCAAGCCCUGGCUAUCUGCACUAUCCAGCUUGAUAGGUCAUCGAGAAAUGGAAUCAGAGGACCGCAUUCCUCCCUUCUCAUUGCUCAAUAUUGUAGCAGAAGGAGAGAUUUCAGAACAUCGCAAGGGUGUAGCCAAGGCCUGUAAUCUCAUGCCGCAGUUUGUUGAAGACAUAUAUCCUUGUACGGCUCUUCAAGAGGGUCUCCUAGCCCUUGCAUCAAAGACUCAUGGAGCCUAUACGGAGCGUCUUGUGCUGGAACUACUGGAGUCUGUUCAUCUUGCCCGGUUCCGCAACACUUGGGAGGAGUUGGUUAGGAGGCUACCUAUCUUACGAACGCGAAUAGUUCAUAGCACACGCUUUGGCCUUGUUCAGGUGGUAGUGGAUGAGGCUAUUCCAUGGAAACGUAGUGCUAGCCUUACGGAAUACAUUCAAAGGGAUAAAAUGGAGGGUAUGGGUCUCAAUGAGCCGCUCGCCCGCUAUGCUAUAGUCGGGAGAAACCCUUCCUACUUUGUCUGGACUUUGCACCAUGCGUUAUACGAUGGCUUUUCCCUCGGUCAGAUGAUCAAGCUCGCUGGACAAAUCUAUGAGAGCAUCCCAGAGCAAGAGACUUGUGAGGAUUUCAAGUACUUCGCCAGAUAUAUCGCAGAGGCAAAAAGUCAGGCCAGCCGAGACUAUUGGCAAGAGUCCUUUACUGGCUACAGUUCAGCGCCAUUUCCAGCUCCUUUACCAUCACAACGAGAAGUAUCAGCAGAUGCUUCCUUGCGCCUUGAGAUGCCUGUGCCAAUAACAGUGUUUAGAUCAAACACAACUAUGGCGACCUUGAUCCGAUCAGCCUGGGCGAUAACUAUUGCCGCCUCCCAUGGCUCAGCCGAUGUCAUAUUUGGGGCUGUAGUAUCCGGGCGGAACGCAGACGUGGAAGGAAUCAACGAGAUUACAGGGCCAACUAUUGCCACUGUACCUGUACGAAUACAGCUGGAGGCUCCCGCUACACAGACAGUGUCCGCCUUCCUGCGGCAGGUCCAGGCUCAAUCCGUGGAUAUGAUUCCGUAUGAGCAGGCGGGACUCGAUUGGAUCCAGCAGAUAAGUGACGAAGCCUACCAGGCCUGCCAGUUCCAAACUCUGCUAGUUGUUCAACCUCGUGAGGAGAGUGAAUCUGAGGCGCUCUCUGGAACCGAAUGUUUUGGAAAAUGGGUCGAUGCGGACGGGGAGGAAAAGGCGUUUUCAACAUAUAUGUUCAACCUGACCUGCUUUUUGAGCGACGACACUGUAGAGUUUGAGGCAACCUAUGACGCUAGGCUGGUAAGUGAACCACUGGCCACAGCUUUAUUGGAGCGUCUACGGUGUGUUAUACAGCAAUUAUCUCUAGCAGACGAUAGCCAGACGGUGGCUGAGAUUAAUGCUCUUUCAGUUCAUGAUCUGGAACAAAUCUGGUCAUGGAACAAGAUAGUGCCAGAAACAGUCAACAAGCUCGUGCAUUGCCUGGUUGAGGAGCAGGUUGUUCUGCAGCCACAUGCAAUGGCUGUUGAUGCCUGGGAUGGGCAGUUCACAUAUGCCGAGCUGGACACGAAAGCGAUAAAGCUAGCAAAGCACCUGGUCAGUUUCGGCAUCGGCGGCCCCAUAAAGAUAGUUCCGCUUUGUUUUGAGAAAUCACGUUGGGCUGUGGUAGCCAUGAUAGCGACACUCAAGGCUGGCGCCGCAUUCCUCCAUCUCGACCCGUCACAGCCGAAAGCUCGCCUGGAACGUAUUAUAAAACGGACAGGGGCCGAAGUUAUUCUUUCCUCCAAAGAUCAAGCAAAGACCUGUUUCGGACUUACUCCCAAUGUCCUUACUGUCGGCUCUGAAUCUCUCUCGAGGCAACUCGCCAACACUACAAAUGGCCAUACAACAACCAGCCCUGAUACAGCGAUGUAUGUUAUCUUUACAUCCGGAAGCACAGGAGAGCCAAAAGGUGUCGUCAUCUCACAUGCGGCUUUUGCAUCGCAUGUUUUCCAUCAAGCCAAGCACCUUGGCUAUAGGAACGGCCUGCGUGUCUUUGACUUUGCCUCCUAUAUGUUUGAUGUAUCCGUCGAUAAUGUAUUCAUGACAUUAAUUUCGGGCGGAUGCAUUUGUAUUCCAUCAGACUAUAAGCGUUUGAACCGCCUCACAGAGACUUUAGAGUCUAUGUCUGCUGAGCUCGUUCACUUAACGCCGUCCGUAGCUGCCACUCUAGAUCAAGAAAUGGUGGCGGCCAAUCUCCAGACAUUGCUUCUUGGGGGAGAAGCCGUACACCAGGCUGACAUAGACGCAUGGCCAACAAGUGUGCGUGUGGUCAACACGUAUGGGCCUGCCGAGUGUACCCCCACGAGCGUCAUGGACCUCACCGAACGCAUGGACAGCCGUGUCGAGUCCACCAGCGAGGCCACCAGCAUUGGCCACGGCGUGGGCGCCGUGACGUGGGUGGUGGACGCAAGUGAUAGUAGCCGAUUAGCACCUGUGGGAGCUAUCGGUGAGCUUCUCCUCGAGGGUCCUAUUGUAGGCAGCGGGUAUCUCGUGGAUUCGGAGAGGACAGAAGCAUCCUUUAUCGAGAACCCGCCGUGGCUCCUUCAAGGCGGUCUGGGGAGCAAAGAUGGUCUUGGCCGCAAAGGCCGGCUUUACAAAACGGGCGACCUAGUGCGGUAUAAUGAGGAUGGCAGCCUAUUGCUCAUAUCCCGGAAGGACACACAGGUUAAAGUGCGCGGGCAGAGGGUAGAACUCGGAGAGGUCGAGGUCUAUCUCCGCAUCUGUGUCACGGGGGUACAACAGGUUGCGGCUGAGAUGAUUGUGCCAGGAGGAGACUCAGGGGAGGCUGAAAGUCCGAUGCUCGCCGCCUUUCUAGUCAUGCGGGGCAACCCGAGCCAAGUUCCAGAGAACGAAUGCCGGAUAAUCGCAAUUGCACCGGCAGAUCAAGAGCAGUUGUCGCAACAACUACCGAGCCAUAUGUUGCCGGCGGUUUACUUUGAACUCGAUCGGCUUCCACUAAACAGCUCAGGCAAGAUUGACCGCAGGCGGCUUCGUGAUAUUGGGGGCAGCUUCUCGGCGCAGCAGUUGGCAGAAUUGCAGAGGGAUCCUGAUCAGCAGAAGCAAGCGCCAGCUACCGAAGCUGAGCGACGGAUGCAGCAAAUAUGGGCACGGAUUCUCGGCAUCAAUGCAGACAGUAUUAGUGCUAACGACAGUUUUUUCUGGCUAGGCGGUGACUCGAUUGCAGCUAUGAAGCUGGUCGCUCAAGCCCGCCGUGAUGAACUUUCGUUCUCCUUUUCGGUGGCUGAUGUCUUCCGUAACCCUCGACUAUCAGCACUCUCCGGCUCAGCACAUCAUGAGGUCAAACGUGCACAGUCUGAUAUUAGUCCAUUCUCUCUGUUGAAUGGUAUAGCAGACAUUCCGGAGUACUGCAAGAAUGUAGCCAAAGCAUGCAAUUUUGGACCUGAGGCUAUUGAGGACAUAUAUCCUUGUACACCUCUCCAAGAAGGGCUUCUAUUUCUUACGUCUAGAACCGCUGGAGCCUAUACAGAGCGUCUUAUCCUCAACCUGCCGCCUAAUACUGAUUUGCCAAGAUUCCGUUACGCUUGGGAAGAAGUCACUCGGAGGCUGCCCAUAUUACGGACACGAAUAGUGCACACACGCUUAGGCUUAGUCCAGGUGGUGGUAAAAGAGAAAGUCCAAUGGGGAGAGUCUGCCGACCUAGAUGAAUAUCUGGAAAGAGACAAGCUAGACAGCAUGAGCCUCAACCGCCCACUUGUACGCUAUGCGACUGCGGCAAGGCCACCCAGCUUCGUCUGGACUUUACAUCACGCAGUAUACGAUGGCCAUUCCAUGGGCCAGAUAAUCAAGCUAGCCGGGGACAUCUAUAGGGACACAUCUCUCCAUCAGCUGCAGGAGAACUACAAAGAUUUCAAAUUUUUCGCCGGAUAUCUCGCAAGGCUAGAUAACGAAGCUGGCCGAGAAUACUGGCGAAAAGCCUUUGCUGGAUAUGAUUCGGCACCAUUCCCGGCCUCUUUGGUGUCACUACAAGAAAAGUCGCAAGAGAUUUCAGUAGAUGGCUUCUUACGGCAUAGCAUCUCGAUACCAACAGCCCCGGAGCUAGGUAUCACGACACCCAACCUGAUUCGCGCAGCCUGGGCAUUGACUAUUGCUGCGUCUAGUGGGCCUGACGUGGUGUUUGGUGCUGUAGUGUCCGGACGUAAUGCAGACUUGGAAGGGAUCGAUGAGAUCCUAGGCCCGGUUAUUGCUACCGUACCGGUACGGAUACAGGUCCUUCCCUCACAGGAGGUGGGUGCCUUUCUGCAGCAGGUGCAAGCUCAAUCCAUUGACAUGAUUUCGUACGAGCAAUUUGGGCUGCAUCGGAUACAGCAGGUUAGCGAGGAAGCCCACAAGGCCUGCCAGUUCCAGUCUCUGCUGGUCAUUCAGCCUCCUGAGGAGGCAGAGGCUGAAGUAUUAGCAUCAUCGGGACAAGAGUGCUUUGUUGGUGAAUGGCGAGAGGAUGGGGAGGAAAAGGCAUUUUCAACGUAUGCCUUUAACCUAACUUGCCUGCUAAGCCAGGAAACGUACCCAUCAAGCCGGGAAACCAUAGAACUUGAGGCAGCGUUUGACACUACCCAAGUUAGCAAGCCCCUGGCUGCGGGCUUACUGGAACGGCUGGACGGUGUUAUACAGCAAUUAUCAUCAACUAUAGACGACGGCCGAAUGGUGGCUGACAUUGAGAUUCUAUCUCGUUAUGACCGUCAACGUAUUUGGUCUUGGAAUCAUACCGUACCAGAUGCAGUCAGCAAAUGCGUACACCAUCUAAUCGAAGAGCAGUCAAUGGUACAGCCACACGCAACUGCUGUCUGCGCCUGGGAUGGAGAGUUCACAUAUGCGGAAUUGGAUGUCCUGGCAACACACCUAUCCCGCUAUCUCCAACAUCUAGGCAUAGGUCUUGAGUCAAGGGUCCCCCUUUGCUGUGAAAAAUCAAAAUGGACGGUAGUAGCGAUAUUAGCAGUCCUUAAAGCCGGCGGUGCUUUCAUCCUCUUGGAUGUGUCACAGCCGGUGCACCGUUGGCGUCACAUAAUCCAGAAGACAGGAGCGACACUCAUCCUUUGCUCCGAGAGCCAAGUCAGUAAGUACGUCGACCUCGUUCCUGGUACGGAGGUUCUGGCUGUCGGGGCUCAAUGCCUUUCUCCACUCCAGGAAGAGGCCACGGCAACCGUCGCCUUGCCUCGUAGAGAGGCACAAUCCGCACAGUCAACCAUGUACAUUGUCUUUACGUCUGGCAGCACGGGGGAGCCCAAAGGUGUCGUCAUCUCGCACACGGCGUUUGCAUCGGCCAUUUUUCACCAAUCCUCAGCCAUGGGCUAUGGAAGGUCAGUUCGGACCUAUGAUUUUGCUUCCUAUGCCUUUGACCUAUCUAUCGAAGUCGCGAUGAUGACGCUGGCCACUGGCGGCUGCUUGUGCGUACCAUCUGACAAUGAUAGGAGGGACGAUCUGACGGGGUCGUUGCUCUCAAUGUCGGUCGACUUAGUUGAGCUCACACCCUCUGUUGCACGUUCGCUCGAUCGGAGCCGGCUAAGGGACCAUCACGGCUUGAAGACUAUUGUGUUGGGAGGAGAAGCAGUCCUUCCGAGUGACUUGGAAGGCUGGCCCCCUGGGGUACGCGUUAUAAACACGUAUGGACCUGCUGAGUGUACUCCCACGAGCGUCAUUAACCUCAACUGUGCCAUGCCCACGAGUAUUGGCAACGGCACAGGCUGCGUAACAUGGGUUGUGGAUGCGGAUAAUUGCAGCAAACUGGUGCCUGUUGGAACUGUUGGUGAGCUUGUUUUGGAGGGCCCUAUAGUUGGCUCUGGGUAUCUACACGAUUCAGAAAGAACGGAAGCAGCCUUUAUCAACAACCCACCAUGGCUCGUGGAGGGAGGUCCCUCGUCUGAGGGUAGGCAUGGUCGGCUCUACAAGACGAGUGAUCUGGUUCGUUAUCAAGAUGAUGGUAGUCUGGUGUUUGUGGGACGAAAAGAUGCACAAGUCAAGAUCCGCGGGCAGCGAGUCGAGCUUGGUGAGGUUGAAUACCACAUCCUCGCGCAUAUAACCGGCGUACAACAGGUGGCAGCCGAGGUCAUCGUGCCAGGGGGGACGGGUGCGAGCCCCAUGCUCGUAGGGUUUGUUGUCAUGGGUCGCGGCAACCAACAGCAGCCUUUGGAGUCUAAUAGUCAAUGUCAGGUGGCCACCAUAGCACCAGCGGACGAGGAAGAGUUGUCCGAGAGGCUCCCGUCUUAUAUGAUUCCGGCGAUUUACUUCAAGCUUAACCAACUCCCGACUAAUAGUUCAGGCAAAGUUGACAGACGACGUCUGCGCGAGCUCGGGGCUGGCUUCUCCGUGCAGGAAUUAGUUAACCUCCAGAACAGGUUCGGCCUAGAAGGAUCAAAUACCCCGUCCACGGAUGCGGAGCGGGCAUUGCAGGCGAUCUGGGCACGCGUCCUGAACAUUGACGCCGCCAGCAUUGGUGUUGACGAUAGCUUCUUUCGCUUGGGCGGCGAUUCAAUCACUGCAAUGCAGGUCUCUUCCGCUGCUCGCUCCUCCCUUGGGAACGUUUCUACUGUGCACGUUUUACGGCGGAAGACGAUACGACGUAUUGCAGCUUCAAUCAACUCGGCAGUCUCACUAGCUUCACGAUCUGUCAACGGGGAUGUCGUACAACCAGAUGUCUCGUUCGUUCUCAGUCCUAUCCAACAGCUGUAUAUGCACUUCCAGAAUGGUCCUCACCGCUGCUUUGAUCAGCAUUUCUUUCUUCGGUUGCGUUCUGUUGUUACACCUGAGUCGUUAUCAAAGGCCAUGCACACGAUCGUGUCCCGCCACCCAAUGCUCCGUGCGCGGUUUGACCAGAAAGAUGACGGACAAUGGGAGCAGCGAGUUGUCCCUGAUGACGAUUCCAACUCAUUGUUUUAUUUGGAUGUUGUCACGGACCCGGACCCAAGCUUUGCUGAAUUUGCAGCGGCAGGGCACGAUAUCCGCCGUUGUCGAGAAGCAUUGAACAUCGAAAGAGGCCCGAUUAUCUCUGCUGUCUUGUUUGGCAACCCCAGGUCGCAGUGUCUCUUUAUCACAGCCCACCAUCUGGUCAUUGAUCUCGUGUCGUGGAGGAUACUCCUUGAGGACCUCGAGGCGCUACUUGCCACGGACCAACAGGCAUCGGUAUCAUUGCCAAUGAGCUCGACAAGUUUCCAGGUAUGGUGUGCAAGGCAGGAAAAGUAUGCUGCAAACCUGGACCCCGAAGCGGAGAGCCCUUCCAGAUUGCAGCGGCCACGCCUUGAAUACUGGGACGUAGCGAAUGACGCGAAUAUAGAGGGAGCCACCACGACCAAAGACUUCUCUCUCGAUUCUACGACUAGUUCUGCCAUCCUCGGGUGGUGCAAUGACGUGUUUGACACCCGGCCUGUUGAGCUGAUGGUAGCAGCUCUCAUAUAUUCCUUUAGUUUAGUCUUCUCCGAUCGGCCUGCCCCGGCCGUGUUUAGCGAGGGACACGGCCGGGAAGCCUUUGAUGAUGGAAUCGACCUCUCACGCACUAUCGGAUGGUUCACGACCAUAUUCCCUAUCGAAACUACGGGCACGCCGGAUACCGACUUGCUCGACCUGAUCCGCCAAACCAAAGAUGCAGUGCGUCAGCUGCCAGCCAACGGGUGGUCCUGGUUUGCCUCGAGAUUCGCCAACCAAGCCCGCGCUCAAGCCCAUCUUUCUGACUUCCCCGUUGAGAUUCUAUUCAACUUUUCUGGGCACUAUCAGCAGUUAGAACGCGAAGAGUCAUUCUUUGAAAACCUUGAGCUCCCAGCACGCUGCGAGCCUGAGACCUUUGCUGGACUGCGGCGGUUCUCCAUUUUCGACGUUCUGAUGGAUGUGGACAGCGGAUGUCUUACAGCGUCUAUAGUCUACCCCAAGAAAUCGGCUCACCAACAUAGAAUAGCCGCUUGGGUUGAAUCUUACGAAUCUCAACUAACUCAACUAACCAUUAUACUCCGAGGCAUGAGGCCAGAAUGGACCUUGACGAGCUUUCCCCUAGCGUUUAAUUCAUACAAGAGCCUUGAUGAAUUCCGUACCUCUUUGCUGCCUCUUCUUCCUGUUUCGAGCCCAGAUGAAAUUGAAGAUAUUUUCCCCUGCACACCGAUACAGGUCCGUAUCCUAUCCGCUCAAGCAAAGGACUCAAGGAAGUAUAGAUGUGUCCACGCUUUCGAAAUUGUUGCAACACGACAAGACAGCCAAAUUGACCUCAACAGAAUCGAGCAGGCAUGGCGCAAGGUUGUGCGAAGGCACCCGCUCUUGCGGGCUCUACUAGUCGAUAACAUCCCUGGAAACAACGCGACAAUGCACAUCAUCUUACGAGAUCCGGAACCAAGCGUCUCCCAUUUCCGGGUCAACAACGGGGACGAGAGCCUACCAAGCAACUACCUACCAGCUACCCCUACAACUAUUCGCUACCAAAAGGGAGGCCUGCAGCAUCAUCUUUCAGUAUACCGCGUCAGUGACCAGCGAGCCCAUAUUCGCCUCGAGAUAAACCAUGCCAUCUUAGACGCAGACUCCUCCGAUAUCUUGAUGCGCGACUUCCAAUGGGCAUAUUCUGGUUCCUUGGAUCCCAUCGCCCCAUCAUAUUCUGAGUAUGUAAAACACGUACAGCUACAGCCGCGCGAGGAUGGUCUCAGAUUCUGGACGAAACGCCUCAUUGGGGUCAAGCCUUGUCUCUUUCCCACACAAGAAGAGCAAGAAGUGAUGCACCACUACAAGACCACUUUCACACUCGACGUGCUAGGCCUGGAGGUAGAUAAGAUCCGUCGCUUUUGCGCGCAAUCGGAAAUCACAGCAGCCGCUGUGUUCCAUCUUGCCUGGGCGCUUGUCCUGCACCACGAAACAGGAUCGGCUGCCCCAUGCUUCGGUACACUCUCAUCGGGUCGUGAUGUGCCAAUUGGCCAAGUACACGACAUAUUCGGCCCGCUCAUCUGCCUACUGCCCUGCGUCAUACAGCUCGACAGGCAGCAGUCUGUCCUGGAUGCUCUACAUGGCUUCCGCAGCGACUAUUUAUCUAGUCUGCCUCACCAGACGUCUUCACAGAUGGAAGUGAACGCAGCCUUGGACAUCGGCCCGGGAGGUCUCUACAACACUGCUAUAUCCUUUGUCAAAGGCGGCGAGGAUGUCACUGAGGCAGAUGUAAACACUAUUGUCCAGCCCUGUGAAGGAUUAGACCCUGUUGAGGUAUGUCAGUCGCUACCUAGCUAA